AGCGGCGAGUAAGAUGGAAGAUGAGGAGGUCGCUGAGAGCUGGGAGGAGGCGGCAGACAGCGGGGAAAUAGACAGACGGUUGGAAAAAAAACUGAAGAUCACACAAAAGGAGAGCAGGAAAUCCAAAUCUCCUCCCAAAGUGCCCAUUGUGAUUCAGGACGAUAGCCUUCCCACGGGGCCCCCUCCACAGAUUCGCAUCCUCAAGAGGCCCACCAGCAACGGUGUGGUCAGCAGCCCCAACUCCACCAGCAGGCCAGCCCUUCCCGUCAAGUCCCUAGCACAGCGGGAGGCAGAGUACGCGGAGGCCCGGAAGCGGAUACUGGGCAGUGCCAGCCCCGAGGAGGAGCAAGAGAAACCCAUCCUCGACCGGCCAACCAGGAUCUCCCAACCUGAAGACAGCAGGCAGCCUAACAAUGUGAUCAGACAGCCUUUGGGUCCUGAUGGAUCACAAGGCUUCAAACAGCGCAGAUAAACGCGGGCAGGGAAGGAUGCCGCCGCCACCGCCGUCACCACCUCCUGGGUCGUCCGCUGCGGGUCGCAUUGCCGUGGCAGACAGCUGGACUUGAGCAGAGGGAACGACCUGACUUACUUGCACUGUGAUCCCCUUUGCUCCGCCCACUGUGACCUUGAACCCCAUGCACUGUGACCUCCCUUUCCCCCCCUUCCCACUGUGAUUGGCACUUCUACAAGGGCUGUCCCAAGUCCAUGGAAAGGGAAAGGGUGGGGGUUAGAGGAGGGUUGGGGGGACCCACCAAGGACUCAGAGUAGAGUCAGACAGUGCCACUUGGCCGCUUGGGGUGAAGCCAGUGCCAGCAAUAACAGUUUAUCAUGCUCAUUAAUUUGGGAUUUCAAAACACAAAUGAGAACUCCCGUCCACCCACCCUCAAGUGCAUGUCUUCAUCACUUAAAAGCAAGUUCCAUUUGAAGAUAUCCUUUCUUUUUUUUUUUCUUUCCUUCCUAUUUUUGUUUGUUUAUACAAAUAUUUGAUUUGCAAAAAAAAGUACAUGGGAGGGGUUUUAGCAGUUUAAUGAAUUUUUAAUUGAGAAAGGGUAGUUUGGUAGUCUACUUAAAAAUGUUUCUGGUCAAUCCACUAGAAACAUUAACCAAUAGGAUUUUGGUGAGCUUAGCUUCUGUAUUCCUACUGCCGCCGAGAAAAGGGGCAGGGCUCUGCAGCCCAGGACAGAUGAGCACCCCAUGCCUAUACCUCCCUCCCCCCAACUAAGUACCAGAGCAUCUGGGCCCUACCUGGAGACUGGGCCAGCUCUGUAGGCUCAGAGAGCCUGGGGAGGGUGCCAACCCCUCACCUUUAGUAUUUUGGGAGAUAGGGAAAGUGAACAGACUUUCCCUUCCAAAACCCCUCAGGGUGGUUCCCUACCAGCUGGGCUUACUACUUCUAGAAGAGGGCAGGGAGUGAGGCUGCACUUCCGGGCUUUAGGAGUGAGGCUGCAAGCCUUGCUCAGUAUUUUGCUGUCAGCACAAGGAAAGCCAGGAGAGAGUCUGACUCCAGGACUCUGAGCCUCCUGCCUAGUGUGGUCAGAAGGUAGGUGGGUCUUCCCACUCCAGCAAGGCUUAGAACUCUCAGGGGUCUGUGGAGCACCAUCUCUGUUGAUGGCAUCAGCUCGGUAACUCUACCCGGUACAUUUCCCUUGUGAAAUCACUACCUUGGGAGCAGACCAUUCUGAAUAACAUUUGGGGAAAGACAAGCUGUACAUUGCAAAGAUUGGUAAUGACAGACGGGUUCCCCAUAGGCCUAGGUUACCCUCGACCCCUUUUUCCAGAGCAAGGGCCUGGAAUGAAGGCAGUUUCCCCUCGGUCUUUGGAGCCUGGAGAUUUGCUUUGGCUCUUUGAGGUGGAAGAGGCUUAGGGGGCCCAGCCCAGAGCAGCUGUGUGUGUACAAUCUGGUCCCUCUCAGGCUGUCCGAUCUCUUCCGUUGCACUUCGCCUUAUAUCCCUCAGCCAGCCAGACGGCCUCCUUGCUCAGCAGAUGAGUUUUGGAGUGGUUGGUGUGACAUUUGUGAUUAGGGCAGCUCGCGGUGGCCAAGGUGGCAAGCUAGGUCUUGCAGGCUCGCUCCACCUUUGGUUUGCUGGCUCUCAGCCUUGCCCUGUGGGGAUGUCAGCCGGGCCCAGCAAGCCUUGGCCCACUACAUCUUCCCAUUAGGAGGAAAGGUCAGCUGUCGGUUAAGUCAGUAACUAGUCCAUAGCACAGGCUUAUAACUGCGUGAAGCCAGGAUAUUGUCCGUGAGCAGAGCUGGAACAAAGCUUCAGUCAGUAAGAACCCACAGAACAUUGAAUGGUGCCCACAUUGCUGUUCUGAGGGGAAGUGACCUCCAGGAGUGGGCAAGGGAGAAGGUUGCUGCUGUCUUUACAGUUCCACUGCCCUGACCAAGUUUCCGCAUUCUAAACGGAUAGUGUCCAUCUCUCAUGUAAUAGUGGUUUCUGGCCCAAGAUGAGACUGUCCUUUUCAGUUGGAGAAGGUACAGAGGUAGGCCAGGUGGGAAGGCCAGAAGUGCUGAUUGCUCAGCUGUCGGGACCACCUGUCCUUGCUGCCCUCCUGUAGUGGGAGCCAAGGGGAGGCUGGCUGAUGGGUGUCUGUGGAUCAAGGAUGUAGUAGGGACUGAUGCUCCCACCUCCCUGUGGCCAAAGAUGGGGCUCUGCCCGCUGUGUGCCUAUCACCACCCACCAGCGGUCAUGUCCUGGCUUCCCAGAUGGAGAGGUGACAGGCAACAUUUUAAAGAGAAAGAAAUGAAAACAGGAAACUAUUGUGUUGGGGGGAGGUGGGAGGGGAGAUGAGAGAACGGUUUGGAUUUUGUGUGUGUGUUUGUGGUUGUUUUGGGGUUUUUUUUGGGGGGGUAGUUGUCUGUAACUUUCCUUAAGUGCUUUUUUUUUUUUUUUUUUUAAUUUUUUAAAAGUAAGCUGCAGGCUUUGGCUUGGAAAACCCCAGGGGAGUUGGGGGCAGAAACCUGAGGCUGCUGCCCCUUUAUCUGCCUUCAUGGUACUGUCCCCUUCCCCCAGCUCCUCCCUGACUCCGUGAGCCAGGCCUCAGACCUUCCAGCUAACUGCUUCCCAUGAGCCACUACUCUGAUGUCAGCCUAUAACCAAAGGAGCUGGGGGUCUGGGCCUGGUGACCAACCCUUCUCCGCCCACUCAGUCAGGGUGCUCCCCACCUGCAGGCAGGAGGCAACACCCUAUCUGCUACCAUCAGCCCCUUCCAGAGCCCACUGCCUCACCCCACCCUGUCUAGCCCAGCCGUACCCUGCUCUGCCCCAUCUGGGGAUGCUCUGCUCAGGGAUGGGCCGGCAGGGCUGCCCCAGCCUCCCUGGUAGGCAGAGACUCUGGAAACCUCUGGGGUCCUGUUUUCGGCCAUGUGAUCCCAGGGGUGCAUAUGGGCCCCUUGGGUAUCUGAACAGAAGGGCAUGGGAGGGAGGGCCGCACCCCUGCAGUCCUGCUCUGCUGGUCUAGCGGGUAGCUGCCCACCCUACCCCACCCCGCACCGCGGGCUCCUGAGUUGGCAGAUUAAGCAUUUUAUAAAUUGUAUUUUAAAUACAUGUUUUAAACUUGUCAGAACCUUGUCCUCAUUUCAGUUUCUGGCCUCCUAACCUCUUGCUGUGGCUGCUUCUUUAACCACUGGGAAGCUAUCUCUGCUCAGUCCUAGGGAGGGGCUCUCGCUUUGAGUAAUAGGCCUGGGGUGGUGUAUGGAUUGGGGCCACGGACCCACAUGCUUAGGCUCCAAGGGAAGGGCACCCCUGGGUCCUGGCCCUCUGUUGGUGAGAGCAUGGCUGAGGCCCCUCCUGCCCUUCCACAGGGUCUGUCCGUUUUAGGGGCCAGUGUCUUUCCCAGGUACUUCCAUUAUGUUCACCAUUCCCUUCAAGCAAGUGGGAAAGAGAAUUCCUGCCCUUAUGGGACUCCUAGUCCAAGGCGUGGAGGCACCCAUCUGAGAAUAGUCCCAGCUCUGUGCUUUGAGAGUGCACAGGAGGUCAAGACUUUGAACCCAGGGCCACCUCUAGCAGGACUCCUGACCCUCGGCGGUGUUUUGAGGCGAGUCUUGCUUCAGGGGCUCCGAAGCCUGAGGGAGGCUGAGGCCCUCCGCUCUGAGAGCCGAGUGGAAGGGUGAAAACCUGGGGCCUUCCCUGGCACCAGGCACAGAGGCUGAGGUUCUUGUUGUUUAUUGGCUUACCAGGCCACAAAAGCAAAAUCCAGCAGCAGUCCCUGCCUGAUGACCCCUCCGUCUGCAGGCCCUGAUUGCUAAGCUGCCCAGAGUCAGGACUCCGCGGGGUCAGUGGGUUCGAGCCGGCACAGAACUGAGCCACUUUCGGCUGUCAGAGCUGAGUUCCCUAGGGAGAGAGGUGGAAGAGAAGGGUGGGAGGAAGUGAACCACCCCAUGUGCCCAAGGGGAGAGGAGUCCUUCCCAGGGAGGUGAUGGGGCCAGCAGUCGGGCUCAGAGGCCUGAUUCCAAGUCCAGUGUUCUUUUAUCCCAGGAUGCCUGGAAGAGGACUGCUGCAGGGGAAGCUUCCCUCCACCCAGCUGCUAAGCCUGUUUCCUACUACUCCUAACAUGGAAUCAGACUCAGGCAAAGGACUUAAACCCCCUGCAUGAGAAAGGCAGGUAGUGCUACCGAGUCCCGGGCACAGAAAGGCGUAAGUACCAUGACUUAGGAACAAUCUACCUGGGACACAGACUCUCAAAGGUUAGUUUCUUCCCCCUUCCAUCCUUUCCCCUUUUUCCUCCCUGGAACAACAGUCUCUGAGGCAUCUCUUGGAAGGAUGGAUUUCCCUUGGGUUAGGCCAGGGACUUCAUAAGGAAGGAGGUGGAUGGGCCUGGGCUGCAGUCCCUGCCCUCUGGGUACCCACCUGCUUCCUUGAGAUCUAGUCUGGAAGAAGAGGCUAUGGGUGUCAGGGCCCAGGCUUGUGGGGGUACACAGCUCCAGCAUGUAGUGGCUGCCCUGCUUCCGGCGGACUGUAUUGUCCAGCCUCGGGCAGAGCAGGAUGCAAGGCACCUGGGCAUAGGGGCUUUGCAGGUUGGCAGCUGGCAAAGGUGGAAGAGGCAGGAGAGGGGAAUGUUUCAGAGCACGUCCAGUGCUGGGAGGCAGGCAGACCCAUGUGAAAUCCCAGCUUUGCCACAUAACGACCUGGGUGGGUUUGGGCAAGUAACUUAACCUCUCUGAGCUUCUGCAUAAGCUGGAGCUGAUGGUGGUAUCCGCCUCAGAGUUGAUGAUGAGGAUUAAAGGGAUAAUAUAUGCAAAGCACUCAGCUAAAUGCUGGGAACAGUGUAAGGGCUAAUAUGUGCUUAAAAAGGAGCACAUGUCUUUGGGAUGAGUCCUGGCAGAGUCUGAUAGGCACACUCUAAAGACUCUAGAAAGCUUCUAGCCCAUCACUUGGCACACAGUAGAAGUCUACUAUUAUGGGAAGGUAACCUUGCCCAGAGGAAAGAGCACAGGUUUUAGAGUCAGACCUGGGUAUAAUCUCCCCUUUCUGACACAUGCUAGCUGUGGGACCUUGGGCAAGUUGCUUAAACUUCAGUUUUUUCAUCGUGAAUACGUGGGGUAAGUAUGUGAUUAUGAGGAUUAAAUUCUAGCAUGUCUGCAAAGGGCUUAGCAUAGUGAGUGACCCCAGAGGGUGCUCAAUAAAUGAUGAGGUGGGAUUGCUAAGCACUCUUCCUUCGCAGUCCAGGCUCUUGGGACCAACCUGUGCUCAGGGCUAAGGCUCAGGGGAAAGGGUGUGCGGAAGGCUGGAGAUGGGUGGUGAUUAUCAGCCAGCUGGCUGAUGGCACACAGUUAAGCCCGAAGUGGGAAACCAUGUCUCAGCUCCUGGGCCUGGCUGUGUGGCACCCAGGGCCCUCACCAUAGUUCUGCUGCUUCAGCUGGCUCAGGAUCCUGAGGGCUCUUCGUUCUGGGACUUCCAAGGUGUCUGCCUGCUGCGGGUUGUAGGGAAGCUGCUUCUGGGACUGCAGCCGGCCAAUGGCCGGUUCCAUCUCUCGGGCCUUACAGGUGCCUUCCUUCAGCUUCUUCUGGUAAUAGCUGGGGAGGCAGUGCCACCCAGCCUUGCCCGGCCGUGUUUAAUUCACUCUCCUCCUCCCUCACUCUUUCUGAGCCCCUGUUCUGUCUGGCCAGCUCAGGAGCAGGGCCACAAGAGAUCUGGGUUUUAGUCCUGGCUCAACCAUUAACUUCCUGUAACUGUGGGCGAGUCACUGCUCUGCUCUGGGUCUCGGUCACCCCUAUAAAGUGGGGGGAAAUGGUUAUCUCUGCCAGUCAUUGGAAGUCACUUGACUUCUCUAAGCAGAUCAGUCAGCGUUUUUUACAGGGUUAAAAACAAAGAUUAAAUAACAAGACCCAUUAAGCAUUCAGCAAAUUGACUCAAGGAAAGAGCUUGGUAAAUGUUGCCCAUGAUUUCUAUCACUGGUAUUUUUACUUAGAUGUGCAAGUGCUUUGUAAGCCAGCUGUGCAGUUAACUCCUCCUCAUCUUCCAGAUCGCAGUUUAAAGGCCAUCUCUUCCAGAAAGUCCUCUCUCCUCCAAUAGACGGGUUAGGCUCCCACUAUAGGCCCCCUGACAACUUGUACUUAACCCUAUCACAGCCCACUUAAUACUCUUAACUCAUCACUACUUGCCUUUUCCCCACUAGACUGCAGCACCAUUCAUUCAUUCAUUCAAAUAUUUAUUGAGUGUUUACUGUAUGCUGGCCACUCACCUAAAUGCUUGGGAAAGAGCAGUGCAGGAGAUAUUCAUAUAAGGUCCUUGUGUCAUCUCUCAGCCCCACCUCUUAGUCCAGCCACUGUCACGGCAACCACUUCUACGUGGGCCUCAAGCAGCUCUGCACAGGGACAACCUGGCCCAGUCUCACCUCAGAUCUUACCUCUUGCUGCUUGCUCCAGAGCCUCUCUGACACAUAUGCGCCCCAGAAGUGCAGGGGGGUUAAACAUCUGUGUGGGGCACCCUUGACAAAGGAACCAGCAGCUGAGGUAUACAGGCUCCUGUCUCUUCCCCUGAUGGUUCUGAGCCACCAUUCAUAGUCUCCUCAGAAGAUCCUGGGGAUGGCUGACUCAGUAGCACAUCAUUGUAUUGGCUUGUCCUCCUCCUGUGUUCAUGUCCCUUCCCUCACUUCUGCUCCCUGGUGUCACUUUUUAAAUCAACUACCUAGGCACAUAUCUAGUGGGAGAGUCGGACCAUGAAGAAGUAAAUAAAUUAUGGUACCAUGUGGGGAGUGAUGGGUGUUCUGAGAGAAAGUAAAAGCUGAGUAGGAGGUAGUGAUGAGCUAUUUUGUCCAUAGGAGUCAGUGAAAGUCUCGAGGUGGUGGCAUUUGAGCAAAAUGAGGGGAGGAAGCAAGCUAAGUGGAUAUCGGGAAGAAGCCUCUUUCAGGCAGAGGGAAUGGCUUGUGAAAAGGCCAGGAGGUGUGAAAGAGCUUGGUGAGCUCUAAGAACAGAGAGGUGCUAGAGCUUGUGUGUGAGGGAGAAGGGGGUAGAAAUGGGCAGCAGGAUGGGAGGGCCAGACUACCUGAGACUUUGUAGGCAGUGAUGAAGGCUAGGCAUGCUACUCAGAGUGUUAGGAAGCCCUUAGGGCUUGAGCAGGUGGUUCUGCUAGGACCUCUGCCUAUCCCUGAAGCCUGGAAUUUUGGGUUUUAAUGAGCUUCACACAGAGAAAAUAGAAAAUGAAUACCAGAGCCCUCAAAUGGAGAUUGGAUCUAGACCCCUGUGUAAAAUUAGAACCUGAAAAGACAGCAUCCUGAGUAAAAAGAUGGACUAGGAAAUAACUUCACCCCACAGGGGCCAACAGGACAUGAGCAGAGUGUGUGCAACUUUCUCAGUCGCAAUUUUAAAGGAAAUUGCUUGCUCUCUACUUCCUCUCCUUCCCCUUCUUACGGGCUUGAAUUUAGAUGUGUUGCUGGUAAAUUGGCUUAGGAUUGACCUAGGGAAUGGUGGAAGAAUAAGUGGGAAAGAAACGGGGUGCUUGAGCAACCUUGCCUUCCUGCCUGCUUCCUCCAAGCCAUCAAUAUGAGAGAAAUAAACUAUAUUGUUUGAACUGUA
This is a messenger RNA of Lagenorhynchus albirostris (white-beaked dolphin), 8013 nucleotides long. It is a transcript of the gene SZRD1, whose product is annotated as SUZ RNA binding domain containing 1. The transcript is spliced from 4 exons. The record is from RefSeq and is a predicted model, not a curated record. The coding region runs from base 14 to 472 and encodes 152 amino acids. Lineage: Eukaryota; Metazoa; Chordata; Mammalia; Artiodactyla; Delphinidae.